GGUCUCUGAAGAAGGAUUAUUGAAGCUCUCUUUCUUUCUUUUCAAGGCUGCUUUGAGACGAGACUUUGAAAGAGUAAAGAGCAAACUAUGAAAAGUGGGUAUGAAAAGCAAACAAGGUAUGUGGGUGUCACCUGAGGACUCUUUUCUUUCAAGAGUGAGAGAGAGAGAAGAGAGAGAGAGAUUCCUGGGUCUGAAGCUUUCUUUGCUAGUUUAAUUCUCUUAAUUACUUACUCAUCUUGGGAUUUUCAAGCCCUUUUUAAAAAUUAUAUACUAUCAUAUAUCAUCUCAUUAUGGAAUCUACAAAUCUCCAUCACCACCACCACCACCAACAACAACACCAACACCAACACCAACACCAUCAGCUUCAAGAUCAGCUUAUUGGCUCUUCUCCUCCUUUAGCUUCCCCUUCUUGCUAUGGUCUUGGAACCACCACUCAUGCUUGGACUCCAAUUCUCAAUCCUAGUAACUUCAGUCCAACCAGUAAUGGAAUAAGCACAAACUCAAGGGAUUCAAGGCAGCAAAAUGACUAUCUAGUCCCUUCUCUAAACAGUUCCGUGAUUCAAGACUUGGGUUUUCAAUGGGCUAAUGGGAACUUCACCACCACUCAAUCCACUUCCCAUGACUUGCACCUUGCAAGAAAAGGAGACCUCCCAGAAGAUCAUUAUCCAAAAUUUACUGAAAUGAUACAUAGCAACACCACAUCAUCAUCAAGCAUAGAAGAUUUUCACUUACAACAACAGGCGACAAGCUACGCGAAAAAUGAGCAGAGAGAUUUGAAUGAUCUGAGUGAGAAGCUCUUGCUCAGAAACUUUUCAGGGUGUCAGAUCAAUGGGAUUCAACUUCCAGCCGGAGAAUUCUACUCCGGUGGUGGCGGUGGAGCUACUGUAGCACCACCUAGUAGAGGGAACUUCAGCCAGAUUUUUCCCACCAUAAAUAUUUCCAACUUGAAUCAAUCGUCUUCGGCGAUUUCAAGCUCAAUGGACAUGAACAUGCAGGCUUUGGAUCUCUUCACUUCUGGUAGAUUUUCAGGGUGUUUAAAUCAGGUUUCUCAUGAUAAUCUUGGACUUUACAAAGACAGCCUUUCUUAUGGUGUUGGUCAUAUGCAUCAACAAUCAAGUCACAACAGGCCAUCAAAUAGCCCUACUAGUAAAAUAUCACCCUUCACUAGUGGAAUCACAGAAACUAAGAGACCCAGCAGUCAUUUGGAGCCAAAUGGGCCUCCGGCAGCACAAAGAAUCACGAUCCGAUUCACGCUAUUCUGCCCACCCUUUAGGUAUGGUUGUUGUGUUGAAUUGAACCAGGUUAGAAAAGAGAAAUUAGGGGAUAGAAUUGCAGCUCUUCAACAGUUGGUGGCUCCUUUUGGGAAGACAGACACAGCAUCAGUACUAAUGGAGGCUAUUGGGUAUAUCAAAUUCCUUCAAAACCAGGUCGAGACACUAAGCGUCCCUUACAUGAAGUCAUCCCGCAACAAGACCAGUAGAACAAUCCGAGGGGGUCAAGGUUCAGCUAUUCAAAUUCAUGGAAACGAAGAGCCAAAGAGAGAUCUCAGAAGUCGAGGGCUUUGUCUCCUGCCCUUGUCAUGCUUGUCAUACGUGACUGACGGAGGUGGUGGAGUUUGGCCACCUGCUAACUUUAGCACAGGCAUUUGA
Molecule: messenger RNA, 1649 nt
Organism: Camellia sinensis
Lineage: Eukaryota; Viridiplantae; Streptophyta; Magnoliopsida; Ericales; Theaceae
Source: RefSeq, a predicted model, not a curated record